Metschnikowia bicuspidata var. bicuspidata NRRL YB-4993 is the source of this 681-nucleotide messenger RNA. RefSeq names its product Gig1p (gene GIG1). The record is from RefSeq and is a predicted model, not a curated record. Gene Ontology annotation, cellular component: cytoplasm. Lineage: Eukaryota; Fungi; Ascomycota; Pichiomycetes; Serinales; Metschnikowiaceae. Gene Ontology annotation, biological process: N-acetylglucosamine metabolic process. The transcript has a single exon. Bases 1 to 681 code for a protein of 226 amino acids.
AUGACCCGGACCAAGCUUACAGUGGAAACACUGCUUAAACUCACCAUUCCCGUCACGCUUCUCUACAGCCCAGAUAUGCCUGCCGCCUCCAAGUAUAUAGAACGCCCGUUCUCGUGGGCCGAGGUCCAGCACAUAGUGGCCACCAAUGACUUGGACGUGUUUGCACGGUCGCGCCUGCAGACAGAGCAUUAUCUAGCCUUCAAACGAAAGCUACGGCUCCAGGAAACCACGGUGUACAAGCAUUUGCUUACAGAGUCUCUCGAAUGGGCAAGUGCGGACGCCGUAAAUGGCCUUUUGGAUCUGGAAAUCAAGGUUCGGAGCAGCGGCGCUGUGCCCUUCUCCAACGCAACGGACCUCCGCAUCAUCCGCAACGAUUUCCCGUACUAUUUCGAGGAUAACGUGUGCCAUCUUUGUGUAUGGACCAAGGAGCCGAUUCCGUCGGACCCGCGUAGUGAUCGGGGCGACAUCUCGGCGGAGACGCGAGAGCUCAUUGAGAAAUACGUGUGCCAGACGUUUGUGGAACACGCAGGUUUUGCCAGGGAAAACGUGCUCUGGUUCCGCAACUGGGAGGCGCUCCAGAGCGUGCGGGAAAUCAGCCAUAUUCACGUUCUCCUCCGAAACGCGAGCCGGGGCCAGGUGGACAUGUUGAUUGGCACGCCGGGCGUGCCUAUAGAGUUGUGA